Molecule: messenger RNA, 497 nt
Organism: Gilbertella persicaria
Lineage: Eukaryota; Fungi; Mucoromycota; Mucoromycetes; Mucorales; Choanephoraceae
Exons: 3
Coding region: 54-341 (95 amino acids)
Source: RefSeq, a predicted model, not a curated record
UUCUUUUUCUUCUUCUUUCCAUUUUUUUUUCUUUUUUUCUUUCUGAGUCGACCAUGAUUGAAUUAUCACCUUAUGGCGAGCAAGUUGUUGAUCGACUUAGUAUGAUUGGCAUGUGGUUAGCAGUAACCAUUUGUGUACGCAAUUUUUUUGUCUGUCUUCGGCAAUACCGACGUACAAACGGGUUAAUUCAUUUAAUGAACAUAGCUCAAGUCUGUGUACUUUUUAUUCAUCGUUUUAUUUAUGGCCUUGUCCCUCUUUUUGAAAUUACGACUUGUGCAUUUUGGCCAUUGCUUGUUUCAUUAUGGCAUUUGAGUAAGAACAACCUUACAAUAAUUCAAUGACUCAUGAUUAUAGAUUUCAUUUUAAUGUAUUCCAUCAUGUUUAAACGACUCUUGAUCUUGGAAGCAGAUAAACAUUCGCUUUGGAUUAAAGCCGUUGGUGUGUUUUUAAUUACACUUCGGUUUGCUGAUUGGCCUUAUGAAUUGGCUUUUCAUACA